AUGCGUACAACGCGUAGGAACACCGUAUUGCCGGGAGGUGAACUGAGGACUCACGUCAGCAUGGCAGUGCGCCACGCAUUUUCUGCUGUGCUCUUGAUGACAUGCAUUGCAUGUUAUUACAACAGCCUUCAAUGUGGUCUUGUCUUUGAUGACCUAAGUGCCAUCCGGGACAACAGAGAUUUGAGACCUCAUGUACCGCUCAAGAACAUCUUCUUUAAUGAUUUCUGGGGAACACCUAUCCAUAAAGAGCAGAGUCAUAAGUCUUAUAGACCUCUGUGUGUGCUAACUUUUCGUUGGAAUUAUGCACUCCAUCAACUGGAACCAAUGGGAUACCAUUUAGUUAACAUGCUUCUGCAUAGUGUUGUUUGUCUCAUGUAUUACAGAAUGUGUUCUUUGUUUCUACCGGAAAUAUCAAGUUUUGUUGCUGCAAUGCUCUUUGCCGUCCACCCUAUUCAUACAGAAGCAGUGACGGGAGUAGUGGGAAGAGCAGAGACUUUGUCUUCAGUAUUUUUUUUGGCUGCCUUCAUAUUCUACACAAAAUCUACCAAGAGAAAACGUGUGACAGGGUGGCAGCCUUUGGUUUUAUCAAUGUUGUCAGUUGCCACAGCAAUGUUGUGUAAAGAGCAGGGCAUUACUGUCACAGGCAUAUGUGCUAUUUAUGAGUUAAUUGUGGCUCAAAAGUUACGCAUCCUUGACUUGUUGUCUUUGGCAAGAACAGCAUUGAGUGGAAAAGGAUCUCUUAAUGUUUCAUGGCAGUCAGAGGCAACGAAACGAUUAAGUGUACUAGCAGCAACAACUGUGUGUCUUCUGGCUGUACGCUUGCAAAUAAUGGGAUCCAGACUUCCUGUUUUUACAAGAUUUGAUAAUCCAGCAUCUGUAGCUCCAACACCAGUGCGACAGUUGUCGUAUCAUUACCUGAUCAGUGUCAACAUGUGGCUUCUACUGUUUCCUUGUGAUCUUUGCUGUGAUUGGACCAUGGGCACUGUACCAUUGAUUGAAUCAUUCCUUGACCCACGGAAUAUUGCUACAGUUUUAUCAUAUGUUGCCUUACUUCUUUUGGCAUAUGCAGCUAUUAUUGUUGAGAGCAGACAUCAAUCUGUUGUCAUCAUUAUGAGUCUUGCAUUUUUGGUGCUCCCAUUUCUACCAGCAUCAAACAUGUUCUUUCCUGUAGGAUUUGUUGUAGCUGAACGAAUUCUGUACAUUCCCUCAAUGGGACUAUGCAUGUUAGUUGGGUAUGGAUGGGGGCUGUUUGCUCAGAAACAUGGUAGAAAAUUGGCAUGGUUUCUUCUGGGUGUACUGCUUCUUGUACAUGGUUGUAAAACAUACCAUCGGAACAUGGACUGGGAAAAUGAAUAUACAAUUUUUAUGGCUGGUCUACGAGUUAACCCAAGGAAUGCAAAACUUUUCAAUAAUGUAGGACAUGCACUCGAGAAACAAGAAAGGUUUGAAGAGGCUCUGCAGUAUUUUCAAAAAGCAGUUUCAGUUCAAGAAGAUGAUAUAGGUGCUCACAUAAAUGUUGGACGAACAUUUAAUCAUUUGAAAAUGUUUAAAGAAGCUGAAGAUGCUUAUUUACAAGCAAAGUCCCUUCUACCCAAAGCAAAGCCUGGAGAAUCCUAUCAAGCUCGAAUUGCUCCAAAUCAUUUAAAUGUAUUUCUGAACUUAGCAAAUUUAAUUGCUCGAAAUGAAACAAGGCUCGAAGAAGCAGAUCUCUUAUACCGACAAGCAAUUAGCAUGCGUGCAGAUUACACUCAGGCCUAUAUAAACCGAGGAGAUAUUUUAUUGAAAUUGAAUCGUACAAAAGAGGCUCAAGAAGACAAUACCAAUGAGAGAGUUUACUUCAACCUGGGCAUGCUUGCAAUGGAUGAUCGGGAUGUGGCAGGUGCUGAGCACUGGUUCCGCCAAGCAGUGCAGCUUAAGGAUGAUUUUCGUAGUGCUCUCUUCAAUCUAGCCUUGCUGCUUGCGGAUGAUCAUCGGCCAUUAGAAGCAGCACCCUUUUUGAAUCAGUUGGUCAAAUUCCAUCCAGAUCAUAUAAAAGGACUUAUCCUCCUUGGAGAUAUUUACAUUAACAAUAUCAAGGAUCUGGAUGCAGCAGAAAAUUGUUACAAACGUAUCCUUCAACUUGAUCCUGAGAAUGUUCAGGGUCUUCACAACUUAUGUGUGGUGUACGUAGAGAGAGGCAAUCUGCGCCGUGCAGAAGCUUGCUUAGUGCGAGCACAUCGUCUAGCUCCUCAUGAAGACUACGUGCUUCGACAUCUAAAUAUUGUCAGGUCGAGAAUUCAAAAGUUACAAAUUCCACAAGAUAGUGAAGGAGAAGAAUUUGAGGACUUUGAACAGUAUGAAGGAAACUCUAAUGAAAAAUCAGUGAAUGACAUUGUAGAUAAAGUUUAUGAAGAGGACAAUGAAGAGGUUGACCAGAAGGAAUCUGAUACAAGUCCUCAACAUCAUAAAAAUAAACUGCCACCAAAAGGGCAGAGUGGUGCUAGCACUGCAGGCAAUUCCCAGCUACCUGAGAACACAAAACAUGUGAAAAAUAGGGUAGAUAGUAGCACAGGUACCAGUGGGCACACUGUUCCACAAAGAACUCACACAGUUGAGAAGAAAGUGGUCAAUGAACAAGUCAGCCGCAAAACAAGUUCGCAGCUUCCAGGAAGAGGUAGCAGCCAAGCCCAAGUUCCACAGUUCAAUGACAGGAAGUACAUGAGUCAGGCAGAUCAACGGAGAAAUUCUGGUCCGUCAUAUACGGAAUUUCAGGAGCAGCAGCCAAAUAGCAAAACCUUAACAAGUCAUCAUUCUGCUCUGAAACAGCAUUCUUCAUCUUAGCACCCAUGAAUAUUUCUUGAAUGUAAGCCUGUUUAGUUUAUUUUUACUGUAGAAACGUUGGGCAGUAUUGCAUUCAAUGUGGGAAGUUUCUUCUCCAGACAUUUCUUCUUGGACUGUGUACGGAAUGGUAUCAGUAGAUAGCUGAGGUGCCUGUUCUGCAAGACUGUACUUGUAGAAUUGUUAAUUGUUGAAAAGGCUUUUGAGACAAGGGAAAAGCAAUUGCAGUUGAGAACAUUUCCAGGUGCAAAUUGUAAUGUGCAGUAGCGAGAAGUACUGAAUAAUUUGACAAUAGAUUUUGAAUAUAAUUAAAUGAGCCUAAAUAUGUCUUCAUCACUUUGUCUUCCAAAAACAGAAAACCAGGUAGUUUAAUUCUAACCUCAUUAUUAUCAACAUAUGCAUUGAAAGGUUUUACUUUUUUUAUGUUCAUUAUACUAAACAAUUUGGAGUAUAUUCUGUGAAUUGGACAUUUGGUUUUGCAUCAGUUUACAUUAAGCUAAAUGAGGAGUAUUCAUUUUAAAGUACUUUUUUGAGAUUCCACUGUUCUCUAUUCAGGAUAGUAGUUAAAUUUGUGUCAAAAGUACUAUGACUGUGUUUUAAUUAUUUCAAGAUCAAGAAACUAAUAUAAUCUAUUAGAAAAGAGAUAUAAAUAUUCUAAUUCUUAAUAUUUAAAAUUCUUUAUGGUAAUUACUGUAUAUUGGUGGCAGUAAUUAUUUUCAAGCCUGAAGACAUUGUGGAAACAAUCUAAGGUGAGUGAAACCCAAAACUUUACUAGUACACAUUGUGAUUCAAGAUGAACAGUGAUUGAUCUCCAAGAAAUGUAAAUAUCAAAGUACUUGUCUCUGUUCUCUGCAUUGUGCUUCCCCAUGUCUGUUUUCUCUUCAGUGCAAGUAAAGCUUGCAGUGCAGAUACCUAAGUUAUAUUUUCCAUUCCCUCCAGAUGACUCUGACUGCAGGUGUUUUACUUUGAAAUUUGAUUUCUACAUAACAUGUGAUCUAUUACUAGUGAACGACUUCGAUCUUGCCAGACAAUGCAAUGUCCAAGGAAGAUAUGAAAUGUGACUGCUGGGAUGUUUUAAUAACACAAUGAUAUUGAAUGUUUGAGUGAAUGAUAAAAGUUUGCUGCAAGACUUUUGUUGCAUUAAAUCAGCAUAUAUUUUGUGUAAGUUGAUUUUAUGCCACAAAACAAUUUAUGUAUUGUAUUUGUACCUAAGCAGAGAAAAAUACUAUUAGAAAUCAUUAAGUAUUUGGAAUUGAUUAUGAACUUGAUAUUCAUAAUUUAUCUGUUAACACAUUUAUUAUUUAAGAUGUAAUAUUCUGUGAUACAAAGCAUUUGUGUAGUAGAUUCUAAUGUAUUGCAGCUUUUAAUGAUCAGUAUAUUCUAAGAGCUUCUUUAUUUUAAUGUUGAAAAUAUAUUGAAAUUUUAUUAAGGUCUUUUAUGUUCCUAGCAUUAGUGAGAUACUUUCAUUUAUAAACAUGUAAGACUUCUUUAGAAAUGUGAGACUAUAUAGCCCUGCAUUUCUAAAAAUACAUAAUUUUCCAAGUUCUAUGAAUGUUUCUGUCCAUGUAAUUGGUGGCGAUGGUAAAGCAAGGUUUAUUGUCUGGAAAAAGACUUUCAGCAGCUUUUUUCUGUAUUUCUUUUAAGUAUUUUAUAGAUUUGUAAAUUCACUUUUUACUGGAAAGUGGUCUGUGCUGAAGAAGAAUGAUAAAUAAUGCUUCCUACUUUUGUAGCCACUGCUCUGUAAUUUCCUUCACAAUACAGAAUGUCUAGUAACUAGCAUUUCUGUGUUUAUUAGAAUGAAGAGCAUUUUCAUAGGUUACAUGUUGACAAUCUUCCUGAAAGCAGGUGCAUAUAUAAGUAUAUCUUUUCUGUACCUUGAAAAAUUAAUUCAAUUAUCUAUUGAAAAAGAUAUUGGAAGAAAGUAGAGGCCUAUUCUUUUGAACGUUUCAAUUAAUGUAAUCAUUAUUUUUGUUUUGAAUGUAAUUAGUGCUUAUCUUGAAGCACAGACUAUCAGAUGAGCAAAAACUAUUUAUUUUCAACUCAGCAUUUUUAAGUGUAUGAAUGCUGCAAAGUUGAUUACUUACGUAAAUAACAUAAGUAAAUUUAUUUAAAAACCAAUUAGAAAUCAUGUAAUUUAUUAUUUUAUUAGUAAUUACAGCACAAAUAAUGCCAUUGGAAUUAAUAUUGUUUUAAGUUUCUUUCCUGUCCAUUUCACAUUCUUGUAGAAGGUUUUAAAUGACUCUGUUACAUAGACUAAAAGAUUUCUACAUUAUAUACUAUUACCUGAUGGAAAACACACAUAAAUAUCAAUAAUUAUCAUAAUAAUAUUGGUCUAUGAAAUAAUAUCAACAAUUAUUAAAAUAUCUGAAUUGUAAAAUUUGAUUUUCUUUUCUGGCUGAAAACCCCAGUUUAAAAUUGUUGAACACAUUUACACUCAGAGAAAUUUUUAAAAGCAUACUUCCUUUCAUACUUGUAAACCUUUUUUAACCUUCAAAAAUAGACAUUGUUUAGACUUACUCAGAAUUUCUUGUGCAUGAAAAAUUUGAUAGAUAUAAAACUGACUUUUAAAAAUGAUGUAAAGUGAUAGGUUUGGCCUGGGUGACUAAAAAUAUCUUUCUAUGAAGGAGACUUCACCUUAAUUUUUUUUUCUUGCUUAUUUUUCUGAAGAUGUACAAGAAACAAAUUAUCCUAAAUAGGAUGCAUUAUUACAAUCAGAGGCACCUGUUUUCAAAGGCUGCAACAUCAUAACUUACGUGGAAAUAAGCUGACUUUUUAUGGAGUGUUUUGUAUUGCAAUUCCAGAAUAGAGCACACUUAUGAUUUUUAUUAUAUUUCUAUAUAUACAUAUAUAAAUGUGUACAUUGGUGCCUUGUACAAAUGAUGUUAAAAACAAUUUCUAAGGCGAAGAUGAGUUUUUGUAAGAUGUAAUAAUGAAUAUUUUUAUAUGUUCAUCGAAGAGUUAAUGAAACCAUGUUCUGGAAACUAUGAAGAAAAAAUAUAUGUUAAGAAUAAUGUAAGUAAAAGCAGGUAUUUAAAUGGUAUAUAAAGAGAAUGUUGAAAACUAGAGAGAACAUAAAGAUUAGUUUAGUAUACAUUAUGUGAUAAAUGUGUUUUAUAUCGUAAUGUAUGUAAUGUGUUGUGAGAUCAUUGUAGUGGUAUUGUAGUGGCACUUGGAGAUAGAAUUUGGCAUUAUGUCUCGAAAUUGGAAAUAUAAUUUCUUUCAAUUUUAUAUGGAAGGAGGGAUGUUUCCAUAAAUGACAAGAAUACCACCCUUCUUCCUUUUGGGAGUAUUAAAGUGUGCAAUUUGUUAUUAUAAGAACGAUAAUAUUAUCUCAUGAUCAUAUGACCUCCAAAAAUUGAAAAUAG
Messenger RNA from Gryllus bimaculatus (two-spotted cricket), 6182 nucleotides. The record is from the annotation of a GenBank genome assembly. Lineage: Eukaryota; Metazoa; Arthropoda; Insecta; Orthoptera; Gryllidae.